Molecule: messenger RNA, 582 nt
Organism: Cantharellus anzutake
Lineage: Eukaryota; Fungi; Basidiomycota; Agaricomycetes; Cantharellales; Hydnaceae
Exons: 2
Coding region: 85-582 (165 amino acids)
Source: RefSeq, a predicted model, not a curated record
CAACAACAACCCACAACAGGAAACUCAUGCACUAUGCGCUCACCGAAGGGUAGACGACUGGGUAGGAGUCCGACCAAAGGGUAGAUGAACUUUGUUUUUAAACUAGAUCCCGUGGGCACCUUCGCCGACCACCUUCAACGUUCUUGUCAUAUACGGGCUACUUUAGGGCUGCAUCGUACCGAUCCCCCAAGCCGAACCACGACACGUUUAAAAUCGACAGGGAUGGUUGUAGUUUUUGGGUACCACUACGUAUCGCCCUCCUCACCUUUCCUGAUUUUGCACGACAUCGAACACUCACAUCUUCUUCCCUCCAAACAACCGCUCCCUCGUGUGGAUGAUUCCUUCGACCUCCAUAGCGUCUGGUCCGGUUACAACCACGGGCGCCUUCGUCAAAUCACUGCCGGUGCCCCUUCCUGUCCUGUUGAAACUGUCAUCGGGGCUUUUGAGAGAGACCUACGCGCACAGAAAAAUGCCUUUGGAUCAUUUGCGGCGCUUGUGGAUGAGGUGCUGCGUAGGAGGGAGCGAGGCGAUGACCCCAUGUCACUAUCACUGCUGCUCUUGACAGGGGUUACUGAGACAUAA